Molecule: messenger RNA, 1693 nt
Organism: Brassicogethes aeneus
Lineage: Eukaryota; Metazoa; Arthropoda; Insecta; Coleoptera; Nitidulidae
Source: the annotation of a GenBank genome assembly
GGGUAUUUUGGUUUUCUUUUUGGCGUUUAAAAAACGAUUUUUAAUCAAAAAUAAUCCCUUUGUAAUUGAAAAAAUAUUGAUAAAAUGGAGACAGAACCUCCUUUAUCGGAUACAGACGACAAUGAAGAUGAUCCAGUCAUAAAAGAGAUACCAAUAAUACAUUCAAAAAAACUAGAAGACAGCCUUUAUUUAUUCCAAUACCCCUUAAAAAGAAAGCUUGACCCUACGGAGAUGAAUGUGCAAAAAUGCUUUUUUAAGCCUGUUAACGAUGAAGUUAAGUUGGAAAUAGGUUUAAACAUAAAUUCCCCGAACUUCGACACGGGUAAGGCCGAAAUUAUAGCGCACGAAGUGGACGGGCCUCUUCACAAAAAGCAGAAAGACAAACAAAUUUACUUCGAGAACGAAAUGGUGGAUAAAGUUUUUUUGCAGUCGUCUACCAGUGUGCAGAAUUGUAAAAAAUACGCUGUAGCGGCUUAUAAUGGAAAAGAAAUACAUUUGACCACGUUAAAAGGUAUAUAUCAAUUUAGGCCUGUAUUUCCCUACUUGGAAAAUGGCUUGAAAAAAAAAAGGCAAGCCGAAGGUGAAGAGUCGGAUGAAGAGGAAGCAGGGCCAAGUACUGCCCAACAAGUGACAGUGAAAUUCAUGCAAAAUGAUGAAAAAUGGAAAAAACAAUUGGACAACAAUUAUAAAGCCCUUAUGGCCAAAAGAGCCGAAGAACCAUGGAGUGAAUGCAUUUGGCAUGACAAAAAUAGCACUAUCAGCAAUGUUGAAAGACUGAAGUUGAUAUCGGAUAAUACGGACGAUAUAGGACAGGCACAAUCUUUGGAAGAUGCUGAAUAUAUUAGGUUAUUAGUUCCAGAAGACCAAGAACAAGCUAUAGUAGAACCUACCUUACCAUCAAACAUAAUUUCUCUACAUGCACUACGGUCUUUUCCCAUACAAGAACAGUGCAAAUUGUUGCUAAAAGAUGCCCAAAUAAUCCAAUUCCAACAACUGCACAUGCUCCUCGCUGGGGGGCAAGGUUUAACAGACGCGAUUUUACUGAAAACCUUGCCGAAAGUGGCGAACCUCGUUCGUGGAAACUGGGUGGUAAAAUCCGAAGUUUUGUACCCUCCCGAAACUUAUUCGGCCACCAGAGGGGUACCAGCCGAAUUGAUGUGUCAAACCAGAGAUUAUGUGCUGUAUUACUUCACCAAGCACCAGUAUGUGGAAAGGAAGAAGGUAUCGUCUGUGAUGAAAAUACCCUCGGAGGAAAUUAAGGAGAUUUUUACGGGGAUUUCUAAGCUGCGGCACAAUAAAGGGUGGGAGCUGUCGUUGCCAGCCGACACGGAUUUUAUCAACAAGCACAGUGAUAUAGUGCAGAAACAGAACGCUUUCUGGACGGAGCGGUUCAACCAAAUCAUGGAGUCGGUAAAGGAGAGCAACGACAAAAGACAGAGGCGGAAAAGUAAGAGUGUCAGUGAGGAUUUAAAGUUGAAGAAUAGUGUGAGUUCGGACAAUGAUUCGGGCACCGAGAUAAAAUCUCCAGUGCUGGGCAGAAAAAAUAAAAAUCUGGAAGGAAAUGUGUGAUAAAGUGGUGCAUUUAUUUGUUGUUGAUUUUGAAUUUAUCUUGUUAUGCCCAAUUGUUUGUAUAUCAGGAUGUACUAUUUAUUAAAACAGUGUAAAUAAACGAACCUAAAAAAAUAAAUAAAUU